AACAACCAUAAAUAAUUUUGAUCGUAAUCAUGAAAAAGCUUCUUAAAAUAAACUUCAAUUAAAUCGAAUUCAUAAAUUUUUUUAACAUUCAUUACCAGAUGAAUGGGGAGGAAAUAAAAAAGGAUAAGAUCCUUAUACAUUUAGCAUAAAUGAUUCUGAUGAUGAUAAUAAAGAAAAAGAUAAAUAGGAAAAAAACGAGAAAGAUGUAGAAAAUAAAGAUUAAAAUGCAUAUGAAAAACAUUAUUCUCAAUUUAUUACCAGGGAAUAAUUAGGAAAUGCCGGAUGGACAUUAUUACAUAUGAUUUCAGCAACAUAUCCUGUGGAAGUUACAAAAGAUUUUGUAGAUAGAACUAAUUUAUUUUUGAAUUUAUUCGGUUAAUUUUAUCCUUGUAAAGAAUGUGCAUAACAUUUCCUAGAGCAUACUAAAGAUUUUUAAUUUAAAGGUAGAGGAAGGGAAGAUUUUAUGGAAUAUAUGUGCUAAUUACAUAAUAUUGUUAAUAAAAGUCUUAAAAAAGAAGAAUUUGAUUGUAGUAAAAUUUAAGAAAGAUGGGGUGGUAAUUGUGGAUGUUCUUCAAAAGAUAAAAAACCAGAUGAAUGA
Ichthyophthirius multifiliis is the source of this 598-nucleotide messenger RNA. RefSeq lists its product as hypothetical. The annotation marks the transcript as partial. The transcript is spliced from 3 exons. The record is from RefSeq and is a predicted model, not a curated record. NCBI's taxonomy places the organism in Eukaryota, Ciliophora, Oligohymenophorea, Hymenostomatida. Gene Ontology annotation, molecular function: flavin adenine dinucleotide binding; flavin-dependent sulfhydryl oxidase activity. Gene Ontology annotation, cellular component: mitochondrion.